Toxorhynchites rutilus septentrionalis is the source of this 1760-nucleotide messenger RNA. Its product is annotated as circumsporozoite protein-like. The record is from RefSeq and is a predicted model, not a curated record. Bases 562 to 1554 code for a protein of 330 amino acids. Lineage: Eukaryota; Metazoa; Arthropoda; Insecta; Diptera; Culicidae. The transcript has 5 exons.
GAGCUCAGUUGGCUUUUGAACGUCGUAGACUUUGGAAGGCGUUCGCUUUAUCUCUAUCAUUUCCGGUCGGUUUUACGCUUUACGUGUGGAACGUGGAUUUCCUACGAGAACUAACAACAAGUUGUACUUUGCGUGUGCGAAAUAGAGAAAAAAAUAAAUAUUUUUCAUUAAUUGUGACCUAGCGGGCGCAUUCAGCAGAUAGAUAUUCCGUGUUGAUCCGCGGCUGUGAGGAAAUUGUGUGUUUAUUUUGCCUGGUGCCUGGCGUCGAUUUUAUUAGUGCUCGGCGAUUGAAAUAAUUGUUUCCAAGUGCAAACUGUGAGCGCCGAGGCGUUUAGAUUCACCUUGAACGACAACCCGGGUAGGGAGGCGGAAAAUAUUUAGUGCCAAAUAAUUGCGCUUGUCAUUGGUGAAGUGACACCCAAUUGUGAAAGUAAGUGCUCCAGCAAGUUUCCCAUUAAGCGGAUGAAAAAGUGUUGAGUCUCGUCUGGCAGAAAAAAAGGUAACGGUCUCGAUUCUGGACAAAAUAAAGCAUUAAAAGUUUGAAUCAGCAGGAGCGUCAGGAUGGAGCUGUCACGAAUAAAAUUGCUUUGUGGAGCACUCAUACUUCAGAUGCUGUUCUCCGUUGCUGUGCCGCUGCCUUAUACCAAAUACGGCCGCCAGUGCAGUGACAUCGGGUGCCUCUCGAAUCAGGUAUGCGUAAUGGCGUACGAUUCCUGUUCCCUUGGUCAGCGUGACGGAAACGAAUGUGGACGUUAUCCAACGUGCAAGAAGAACUCCGAAGCCGGUCUAGCUGCAGGUCCUAGUGACAAUUCUAACGAUCUGUUCAGUAACAAACCUGCGCCUCCGAAGAGCGCACCGCCAUCCAAUGACCAAGACGUACUGGGUAGCUUGGGACUGAACCCGGACACACCGAGCUACAAUCGACCCGCUGAUGUUCGUCCCCAAAAUCCCUCUGCCCCUGCUGCCCCUGGCUACAAUCCAUAUUCCAAUCCCUACCCUGCACUACCCGCAAACACUCCCAAACCCGCUGCUCCCUAUUACCCGUCGGGAGGACAUGGAAACAAUGGAAAUUACGGUGGUGGUAGUUAUGAUGGCACGUCCGGUGGCAAUCGUCGUCCCGGCCAAUUCGAUGGAGCCGGCGGUAACAUCGUGAUCCCGACAAAGAAACCUACCGCCUCGUCGGGUGGAUUCUUUGGCGGAAUAUUUAGUGGCAUUCAGGAUGCCCUCACGAAUGCGGUCAAGCAACAAGCCGGAACCUACAUUAAUCAGCGGCUGGGCAUCGGUCCCGCUGCGGGCCAAGCUGGUGGGGCUGGUGCGCUUGGAGGGCUGCUCGAUGCCAGAAAUUUCAUUGACACCAAAAAGUUUGGUGGUCUAUUCAGCGAGAACAAACCGGCUACGAGUGGAUCGGUCGGUUCGUACCCAGUGACCGUAGAUCAACGCACCCAGGCGCAUACGGCUUACGCUCAGCCAAACAGACGAGUGGCAAGUGAGGUGCAGGAUCAACGUCAGCGUGCAGCUAAUACUCCAGCGCCAUACGGCUGGAAGCUGGAUUGAGCGAUCGAUCGACGGUCGAGUCGAUGAUCCAGACGAAAAAUGAUAUUAAUCCGAAAACUGAUAAAAUAUUCUAGUUUAUGGUACUUUGCCAUGCUUUACCAAUUUGUAACAGCUUUAGUUCGAUAACAACUCAGAUUGAUUAUUUUUGUAUCUAAUAAACUAACGGUGAAAUAAAGAAGAUAUGAAGUGCUGUCAGCAGUAAGCAA